AUGACUGAAUUCAUGAUAAAGCCAUCUGAUGAAUCUCAAGUCUAUGAUGCAUCAACAUGGCCACUGCUACUGAAGAAUUACGAUCGCUUGAUGGUUCGCACAGGACACUAUACCCCAAUUCCCUGUGGUUAUUCACCCUUGAAACGUCCUAUUUCGGAAUACAUUCGCUAUGGAGUUAUUAAUUUGGAUAAACCAGCUAAUCCUUCCUCGCACGAGGUUGUUGCUUGGCUAAAGCGUAUUCUGAGAGUAGAAAAAACCGGUCACAGUGGGACAUUGGAUCCAAAAGUAACAGGUUCUCUCAUAGUUUGCAUCGAUCGUGCAACACGUCUUGUGAAGGCACAGCAAGGUGCUGGAAAAGAAUAUGUUUGCAUCUGCCGUUUGCAUGCCUCUCCUAAAGAUGGGAAGACCUCAGUAGAACGUGCAAUUGAAACCUUGACUGGUGCGCUUUUUCAACGCCCUCCACUGAUUUCUGCAGUGAAGCGCCAACUUCGAAUUAGAACUAUAUACGCAAGUAAACUACUUGAUUAUGAUGCAGAACGUAACCUUUGUGUUUUCUGGGUGUCAUGCGAAGCUGGAACUUAUAUUCGGACUUUAUGUGUUCAUUUGGGUCUCAUACUUGGCGUUGGUGGUCAUAUGCAGGAGCUCCGUAGGGUACGUUCAGGCGUAUGCGAUGAAAAUGAUAAUUUGGUGACGAUGCAUGAUGUUCUCGAUGCACAGUGGUGCCGAGAUAAUCUACAGAAAGAAGAUUAUCUUCGACGCGUGGUUAUGCCUCUUGAAGUCUUAUUGACCAAUUUUAAACGCCUUGUAGUUAAAGAUUCGGCCGUGAACGCAAUUUGCUAUGGUGCAAAACUAAUGAUUCCAGGUCUACUGAGGUACGAGAGUGGAGUUGAAGUCGGAGAAGAGUGCAUCUUGAUAACAACAAAAGGCGAGGCUAUUGCUACUGCAACAGCCCAAAUGAAUACUGCUAUAAUGGCUACAUGUGAUCAUGGCUGUGUGGCAAAGGUUAAGCGUGUUGUAAUGGAACGAGACACCUAUCCACGGCGUUGGGGCCUUGGGCCAACAGCUGUUGCAAAAAAAAAGUCAGUUGCUGAUGGGACCAUGGACAAAUUCGGUAACAAAAGUAAGGGUGUGCAAGAUGAUAUGAAAAAUUCUAAUGAAGAAGCUCCAAAUGAAGGUAAGAAAAAAAAGAAGAAAAAGGACGAAAAAGAAAAAAAGUGA
This is a messenger RNA of Bathycoccus prasinos, 1218 nucleotides long. RefSeq lists its product with no specific name. Lineage: Eukaryota; Viridiplantae; Chlorophyta; Mamiellophyceae; Mamiellales; Bathycoccaceae. Gene Ontology annotation, biological process: rRNA pseudouridine synthesis; snRNA pseudouridine synthesis; box H/ACA sno(s)RNA 3'-end processing. Bases 1 to 1218 code for a protein of 405 amino acids. The transcript is spliced from 2 exons. Gene Ontology annotation, cellular component: box H/ACA snoRNP complex. Gene Ontology annotation, molecular function: RNA binding; pseudouridine synthase activity. The record is from RefSeq and is a predicted model, not a curated record.